Molecule: messenger RNA, 2697 nt
Organism: Seriola dumerili (greater amberjack)
Lineage: Eukaryota; Metazoa; Chordata; Actinopteri; Carangiformes; Carangidae
Gene: ptenb
Product: phosphatidylinositol 3,4,5-trisphosphate 3-phosphatase and dual-specificity protein phosphatase PTEN-like
Exons: 10
Coding region: 1193-2440 (415 amino acids)
Biological process (GO): negative regulation of cell population proliferation; protein dephosphorylation; cell motility
Cellular component (GO): cytosol; cell projection; nucleus
Molecular function (GO): protein tyrosine phosphatase activity; inositol-1,3,4,5-tetrakisphosphate 3-phosphatase activity; phosphatidylinositol-3,4,5-trisphosphate 3-phosphatase activity
Source: RefSeq, a predicted model, not a curated record
CAAUCAGCUGGGAGAAGUCGUUGGGCUGUUGCCAUGUCUCGGUUAAACAAAGAAAGUCUAGCUUACGGUCUGUGAUGAGGUCCUGGAUGAGAUGUCCCUUGCUUGUCAGUGAGCGGAUGUUGAGUAGAGCGAAGUUGAGUGAGGUGUUGUCGCAGCUGGUGGUGGUGUUAGCCGACGAGGCUAGGCGGGUUAACACGCUGUGGUCGACAACCCGGCUGGUGGAGCGUGGAGGGCGUCGAGAGCUGGACCAGAUGGACUUUAUUGUUGUUGAGCUGUUAUAGUGGAAAUUCCGGCGGGACCCUCGGUGAAUGUAUCUCCGGCGGGGCUGGAAGGUGAUGUCCGGGUGAAGGUGGAGUGCCUCAGGCGCAGGUCCAGGCAGGUGACAGCGCAGCCGGAGCAGGUCAGUGGCCGAGUACUGAAGCAUAUCCGUCACUGGCAAAUGAACGGGCAGUAGAAAGAGCCAGACACAUACGGACAAGAUGUAUGUCCUACCGUCCACAUUGUGGACGAGAACUCAGGCAGCGUUGACCAGAUAAACGCCAAGUGAGGCUCAAGCCGGGACAGAACAGGCAGAGAGCGGAUGUGUCCUGACUCUUCUGUGGUCCCGUCUCUUCCUCCGGUCAUAGACCGCUCGGAGAGGUUUGCUCUCCGUCUGUCUGCGUCCAAUCACGGCGUCUCUGUUGCUCACCGAGACCGGGAACAGUGCGACUGGAUUCAUCCAACGUCCUGAGAACUGGAUCUCCACCGAACAUCGAGCCGCGGAUGGUUUUGUCUCCGGGCGGGGGACCUGGAAACCAGGGCCCACAGAGGGAGCAGGGAGGAGGCCCCGACGCCCCCUUGUACUGACCCAGAAAACAGCACCGACGGACGGGCUGCCUCUCUACUAGCAGGCCGGCUAGCUUCUGGCUGCAUCGGAGCUUGCAGGUUGGCACCCGAGGAGGCCGGAUAACGGAAUCGUUUCUAACCGUUAGGACCUUUUUUUGCUCUCAUUAUUCAUCGGGAAGGAUUUUUGCGCUGAAGUUUUGAAUUCUGGAGAUCGGGAGCUGGUGGCUAGCUAGCUCCGGGCUAGCUGUCCCAGUUGGCUUCUCUCCCCGGUAACCAGACAGCGGAGGCUCCGGAGCGGGGACGCAGAAGCACAGGCUGUGUCUGCGUACUUUCUCCCAAUUGUACGUACCUCACGGUGACACUGAUCAUGGCUGCUUUAAUCAAGGAAAUCGUGAGCAGAAAUAAAAGGCGAUACCAGGAGGACGGCUUCGACCUGGACCUGACCUAUAUUUAUCCAAACAUCAUAGCGAUGGGUUUCCCUGCGGAGCGACUGGAGGGAGUUUACAGAAACAACAUCGACGAUGUCGUUCGAUUUCUAGAUUCAAAGCACAAGAGUCACUAUAAGAUCUACAACCUAUGUGCGGAGCGACACUACGACACGUCAAAGUUCAACUGUCAAGUGGCUCAGUACCCAUUCGAGGACCACAACCCUCCCCAGCUGGAGCUGAUCAAGCCAUUCUGUGAGGACCUGGAUCAGUGGCUGAGCGAGGACGAGCAGCAUGUUGCCGCCAUCCACUGCAAGGCGGGAAAAGGCCGCACCGGCGUCAUGAUCUGCGCCUACCUGCUGCACCGGGGCAAGUUUCAGGAAGCUCAGGAGGCGCUGGACUUUUACGGAGAGGUCCGCACCCAUGACAAGAAGGGUGUGACCAUCCCCAGUCAGCGGCGUUACGUGGUCUACUACAGCUUCCUGCUGAGGAACCAGCUGCAGUACAAACCUGUCGCUCUGCUCUUCCAUAAGAUGCUGUUUGAAACCAUCCCCAUGUUCACUGGUGGAACCUGCAACCCUCAGUUUGUGGUGUACCAGCUGAAAGUGAAGAUUCACACCUCUAACGCCUCCCACACCCGGCGGGAAGACAAACUGAUGCUGUUUGAGUUCCCACAGCCACUUCCUGUCUGCGGAGACAUCAAGGUGGAGUUCUUCCACAAGCAGAACAAGAUGAUGAAGAAGGAAAAAAUGUUUCACUUCUGGGUCAACACCUUCUUCAUCCCGGGGCCGGAGGAGAACCCGGACAAACUGGAGAACGGCAGCGCUGGGACGCUGCGGGACCCGGCCGACAGGACGCACCAGAACCUGGGGAUGAUGACGGCCAUGAUGAUGGGCGGAGAGACUAACGACAGGGACUACCUGAUUCUCACACUCAUCAAGAGUGACCUGGACAAGGCCAACAAAGACAAGGCCAACAGGAACUUCUCCCCGAACUUCAAGGUGAAACUGUUCUUUACCAAGACGGUGGAGGAGGGAGCGAACUGUGACGCAAGCAGCACGUCGGCCUCGGUGACCCCGGACGUCAGCGACAAUGAACCAGAUCACUACCGCUACUCUGACACCACGGACUCGGACCCAGAGAACGAGCUGUUCGAAGAGGACCACCACAAUCAGAUCACAAAAGUCUGACACACACACUCUCUCACACAACAGAUAUAUAUGUGUGUAUAUAUGUACAUACACAUACAUACAUACACAGUAUAUAUAUAUGUACACACACUCAUGAACCCCCACACUGAGACUAGCGUGUGGUUAGCUAACGGGGGAAUAUAACCUAUGGACCAGACCUGAUCUGUGGGACUCUGGGAUCAAAGAGCUCAGAUCAGACUAUAAGCCCCCUCCACCCCUCCAAUCUUCUGCACGGUGCACACCUGGACAAUCACGAC